AUGCCAACGCAAACAGUUCCAAGAAGAUUAGACAAGUAUAAACAGAAACCAUUGUACGUAAUGACAAAUAUCACAGUUCCUCAAACAAGCCUGAAUGACUUACCAAUUCAUAUCAUUGAUAAAAUUACAUCAGAUCUUGAAUCAAAUGAUUUGAUAAAUUUAUUGAAUGCUGAUCCAAGCUUACACUAUUUAUUCACUCAAGAUUACAAAUUAGUUACUGAUCUAAGCCAGGAUAGUUAUGAUUCAUUACCUCAAGAUUUCCUAGUCACCGUGGAUAAGGCAUUACAUUCCCCUGAGGUCAGAAAUUUCAAAGGUACACUAUUAUUAGAAUGUCAUGAUACUGAAUCUUCAUGGGCUUAUUUUUUUGAAUUAAUUAGUCUGUUAUCAACAGAAACAUCAUGUGAAAUUACAAUUUAUAACAUUGAAUCAAUACCUUUUGAAUUACAGGAAGAAUUCCAUAAACUUGUUUCAAUUACUGCUUCAAAUCCUGGUUUUAUUAAAAAAAUUCAUUUACCUGAUGUUACUACAUUACAUUUAUUAAUGAUUGAUUGGGAUCCUUCAGUUUUCAAAUUACCAAAUGUAACAUAUCUAGGAUUAGGUGAUACAACAAUAGUGGAUAAUAACGUGGAUAAAGAACUAUAUAUACCAAACUUAGAGCAAUUAUACAUUGAAGGAAGUCUUAAUGGUGAUUUAUCUAAAUUAGAAAAAAUUAUACCAAGUACUUUACACUUGAAUGAAAUUGUUAAACCUAUAGAUUUUACAAAAUUUAAAUAUAAUAACUUGAAAUUCUUGAAAAUUGAAUCAUCUAAUGGAAUUGAUAAGAUUGAUGAUGUAUUAUUCCCUAAUUUGCAACAUUUAGAGAUCAUAAAUACAAAUAUUCCAUUAAUCUCAAAUAUCAAAGCAAACAAACUAGAAAGUUUAAUUUAUAAUUCAAGUUAUUAUAGUUCCAUCUCAUUAGAAAACUUCCAAGCUGAAAACUUACAACAAAUUGAUAUAAUUGCAAGUUCGAUUGAUCAUAUAACAAAUGUUCAAUUCCCACAAUUGAAAUAUGUGAAAAUCAAACUUUAUGAACAACCAAUACCUGAUAUCACAAACACAACUUUCAAAUUCUUAGAAUCAAUAGAAAUUUUAGAAACUGAACAUUGUAUUCAAAUACUUGAUAAUUUAACUUUAAAAAAGCUCAAGAUUUGGAAUAUUCAUAAUGAUGUUAAUUAUAGAUUAUCACCUCAAACUCAAUUCCCUAUACUUGAAACAUUAUUAAUAGCUCAUAACGAAGCUAUACAACAAGUCCCAUUGAUAUAUGCACCAAAUUUGAAAAAUAUAACAGUUUUAGGAUCUUUUAAUUUUGUUAGUAUAAAUAAUUUACCUAAAGAUUAUCCAACUUUAACAACUCUUGUGAUUGAUAAUUGUCCAGUUUCAUAUAUAAAUGGACUUGAAUUCCCAAAUCUAGAAGUAUUGGAUAUUCAAAUUAGUUCUGAUGUUUUUGAAAUGAAUUUUGAAAAUAAUAAGUUACCUCAAUUGAAAGAAUUAAAUAUAAGUCCCAAAGUUAAUAAUUCAUUUUAUUCAAAUGGUAAUGCUUCAAUGACGCUUCAAUGGGAAAAUGUUGAGGCACCAAACUUAGAAAUUGUUUCAAUUAAUGGUGUCCAAUUCAUUUCAAAAUUUUCAACUUCACCUUACCCAAAUUUGAAAUCAUUAUCAAUAGAUAAGAUAUCAGAUUUAGAUAUUGUUUCAAAUAACUCAUUAAUUUUAUUAAAUUUAUCACAUAAUGAAUCAAUACCUAAUUUAUCCUUGGGGAAAUUACCAAAUUUAGAAGAAUUUUAUCCACCAAUACAAAUUGAUGAUAACACUUUAAGAUGGGUUGAAGACUUGAAAAAAUCAAUAUCUGAAGAAUUAAAUAGUGUCUCGGAUAAUUUUGGUGAUCUAAAAGUAUGA
Messenger RNA from Hansenula ciferrii, 1932 nucleotides. RefSeq names its product Toll-like receptor 13. NCBI's taxonomy places the organism in Eukaryota, Fungi, Ascomycota, Saccharomycetes, Phaffomycetales, Wickerhamomycetaceae. Bases 1 to 1932 code for a protein of 643 amino acids. The record is from RefSeq and is a predicted model, not a curated record. Gene Ontology annotation, molecular function: protein binding. The transcript has a single exon.